AUCCAUGAUUGUCUGCUUCUCUUUUCUCCACCCCAGGUCCUUCGCUUCUACGCCAUAUGGGAUGACACAAACCACCCCUUUGGUGACCAGCAUCGUUGCAUCAUCCAUUACUUCUUGGCAGAUGACACAGUGGAAGUUCGGGAAGUGUACAGUAGAAAUGAUGGGAGAGACCCAUUCCCAGUCCUGAUGAAACGCCAGCGCUUGCCCAAAACCCUCGCGGAAAAGAAAAUGGGCUUCCCAAGCUGUGUGCUGGAGAUCACUAAUGAGGAGGUACUUGAGUGGUACUCACCCAUGGAUUUUGCUAUUGGCAAAACCAUCACCCUCCUUGGACGCACCUUCUUAAUCUAUGAUUGUGACAAGUUCACACAAAACUUCUAUCGGGAAAAAUUUGGCAUCACAGACUUCCAGCCACUGCCAAUCAGUGAGAAACCACUCGAAAAAGUUCCACAGGUAAUUCCUCCCCAUAAUGGUUUUGGCAUGCCUGAAGACUCUCUCCAGAACUGCCUCCGCCUGAUUCCAAAGCGUCCACAGAAAGAUGUUAUUAAGAUGCUGGAGAAUGAUCUCAAGGUCCUGCGGUACCAGGCGGCCCUGGAAUCACCAGUCCCUGAGGACAGAAAUCGUCGUUUCAUCCUCUCUUAUUUCCUCUCUGAUGACACCAUCAGCAUCUAUGAACCCCCAAUCCGAAACUCUGGCAUCCCUGGAGGCAAAUACUUAAAAAGGACCAGAGUUGCCAAGCCAGGGUCUACUCCAGAGGAUCCCAUAUACUUUCAGCCCUCUGACUUCACCAUUGGCUCUACAAUUGAAGUGUUCGGCCACAGGUUUGUUAUCACCGAUGCUGACGAAUAUGUGCUUAAUUACUUGGAAAGAAACGCAGAGAGUUUCCCUGCAACAACAUUGCAGUCCCUGAGGGAUCAUUUUCGCCCACGGAAGGCAGUAAAGGACACUGUCAACAAUGACAUCCCCAAGCAGGCCCUGGAUGACUUAAUUGAGGAGGUUCAGAAAGAGCUGAAGCUCCGUCACAGCUACUUGAACACCAGGAGGUUUCAUGAGGCUUUUCAUCAGUGUGACAAGGAAGGCUCUGGAAUCGUGGACAAAGGAAUAUUUUUGGACCUUUGUGAUAGGUUGGAAGUGCCAACCAGCACCAUUCUUCUUAAAAAGCUCAUUGACUAUUGUUCCCUUGGAGAAGACUAUGUAAACUACCGUGACUUCCUUCGAGCCUUCCCUAGUAAUCUUUUCCCAGAACCUGAAGCACAAGAUGAGCAGUUAAAUACUCAGGUGACUUGAAGACCUUGUGCUUCAAAAACGAUGUUCCAGUCUUCACCUUUGCUUCACUGUCCCCCUUUCCAUAGAACCAGUUAAUUCCACCCUUAUUUUGUUAACUUUUUUCUUCCCUAACCUCUCCCUGCCCUUUUGGCCACCACCAAACUCAACUUCACAACUGCUGGAUGUUGAAACGAAACUCAUAGAAGAAAAUUUCUGAGAACCAAAGUUGGGUUCUCUGUUAUCUCUCAACUUUUUAGUAAAGUAUUUUAGAGAGCUAAAGCUCUCCGAAGCCUGGAGUGAAAACCACUCUAGUUUUCUCUCGGAGUCAAAAGGGCCUUUCACCCUCAAAUAGUGAAGACUGCCAGUUUACAUUGGUUUAAAAUUGCAAUAAAAAUGCAGUUGCUAUAA
Neopelma chrysocephalum (saffron-crested tyrant-manakin) is the source of this 1671-nucleotide messenger RNA. RefSeq names its product EF-hand domain-containing protein 1-like. Gene Ontology annotation, molecular function: alpha-tubulin binding. Gene Ontology annotation, biological process: mitotic spindle organization; cilium-dependent cell motility; mitotic cytokinesis. The annotation marks the transcript as partial. The transcript has 7 exons. Gene Ontology annotation, cellular component: axoneme; mitotic spindle. The record is from RefSeq and is a predicted model, not a curated record. NCBI's taxonomy places the organism in Eukaryota, Metazoa, Chordata, Aves, Passeriformes, Pipridae.